AUGGCUACCACCUCCUCCAAACCCAUUAUUGUGAUUGGCGCGGGUCUCGUCGGACUCACUCUCGCACAGGGGCUGAAGAAGGCCGGUUUUCCAUUCGAGAUAUACGACAGAGACACAUCACUCGAUGCGAGACCAGCUGGGUGGGGGAUAACAGUUCAUUGGAGCUUGCCGUCGUUGCAGGCAUGUCUGCCUCGGGAGCUGUACGACAGAAUCCCUUCUAUCCAGGUCGAUCCUGCUGCAGGGGAGCGAGCACAUGACCGCUACCGGUUUCUUGAUCUCGAGACUGGCAAAGAUAAAUAUGCUAUGCCCUCGGGUCAUCACUAUCGCCUCAACCGCCAGAAGUUGCGGCAGCUGUUGUGCACGGAUAUCCCAGUGCAUUGGGGCAAAACGUUCAAGUCUCUCGAGCUUGAGGAGGAUGGAGUAGUGGUCCACUUCAACGACGGCACUCGUGUCGAAGGCUCCAUGUUGCUAGGUGUUGACGGCAAGAACAGCAGGAUAAAGCGUCUGCUCCUGGGAGAGGAGGAAUCACGACUGAACCCGCUACCUGUUGCGUUCAUGGGCUUCACUUUGCGAUUCUCCCCCACCAAGAUGCAGCCCUUUAGGGAUAUUCAUCCAGUGUUAUGGCAGGGUUGCCAUCCCCGCUCGGGGUAUUUCGUCUUCUUCUCCAUGCUCUCGACGCCAGAGAGCAACGGCAGCGCCGCCACCGAGCAUCCAUACUACGAAGGCCAGUUCAACAUGAGUUGGCUGACUAGCAAGCAUGGACCUACACCAAAAACACCAGCAGAACAAUUAGCCAAGGCAAAGGAGGCUGCUUGUGCAGCCAGUGGCAUGUUCCCGCCACUCAGGCAGGCCAUCCUCGAGAUUCCAGACGACACACAUGCUCUCGAGAUCGCGCUAGAAGACUGGCCCACACAAGAAUGGCCAUUAUACGAUGGCAGAGUAACCCUUCUCGGAGAUGCUGCGCAUACCAUGACCAUGUAUCGUGGGGAAGCGGCCAACCAUGGGAUGUAUGACGCCGCGGCCCUGGUGCACCAGCUCAAUCAGUGGCGGAGGGGAGUGAAGUCUCGUCUUGAAGCUCUUCAAGAUUCCCAGGCUGAAGUCGUUGAGCGCACACACGAGGCCGUGCUCUUGAGUAGAUAUGCUUGUCUGGAGUGCCACGAUCUCGAAAAUCUGCGAGAUGACAGCCAGGUUUUCCAAGUCUCGGGAUUCAAUGCUAGAGUCAAGGAAGAGAGAGCGGCAUUUGAUCUAAGUCCAGAUCCGCUGCCUAUGCCGGCGGAGAUUGUAGCAUAA
This is a messenger RNA of Exophiala spinifera, 1290 nucleotides long. RefSeq lists its product as uncharacterized. The transcript has 3 exons. The record is from RefSeq and is a predicted model, not a curated record. NCBI's taxonomy places the organism in Eukaryota, Fungi, Ascomycota, Eurotiomycetes, Chaetothyriales, Herpotrichiellaceae. Bases 1 to 1290 code for a protein of 429 amino acids. Gene Ontology annotation, molecular function: FAD binding.